Paralichthys olivaceus (Japanese flounder) is the source of this 2024-nucleotide messenger RNA. It is a transcript of the gene egr3, whose product is annotated as early growth response 3. Gene Ontology annotation, biological process: regulation of transcription by RNA polymerase II. Lineage: Eukaryota; Metazoa; Chordata; Actinopteri; Pleuronectiformes; Paralichthyidae. The record is from RefSeq and is a predicted model, not a curated record. Gene Ontology annotation, molecular function: RNA polymerase II cis-regulatory region sequence-specific DNA binding; DNA-binding transcription factor activity, RNA polymerase II-specific.
CCACAAAGCAGAGCCACCAGCGUCCACAGUGAUCACAUUAAUAACAACAAUAGUGUGUGAUCGCGCAGGAGGAGAGAGAGAGAGACCCGGCCGCCGCUGCUCGUCCUCCGCGGGAUACUUGGAUACAACAGGAUCCAUCCCUGCUGCUUUUUUUAUCCAUCCACGCCUGAUCCUCACCUGUGUUCUCCACUUUGACAUCGCCCGCUGAGUUUUCUUUUUGUUUUUCUCUGUGUAACUACUUGGAUACCUGCGCGCUGUCCUUCAUAAAUGUCGGACUGAAUAUAACUGCUAUGACAGGGAAACUAGCGGAGAAGCUCCCUCUUACCAUGAGCAGUUUAAUAAACACGAUCCCUGACAGUCUCUACCCAGAAGAGGACAUCCCGACGUCUAUGAAUAUUUUCACCAGUACGGAAUCUAUUAACCACUAUUCACAGAUGAACACGGAUAAUAUCAUGGAUCUGGGCAUGGGAAGCGAGAAAGCAACGGCAGAGAUUCAGUAUGGAUCCAGCUUCCAGUCCAACCGCAGCGGGCAGACUGUCACCUAUCUGGGGAAGUUUGCCUUUGACACUCCUCCGUCAGGUGGCAUCGGUGGCUCUGGCUGGUGCUCUGACAACAAUAUCAUAAGUCUCGUCAGCGCAGGGAUCCUGGGUGUUUCUCCUUCACCCGGCACGGUAACAACGCAGACAUCAUCCUCCGCAGCCAGCAUGGGCGGACAGACGUCAGACAUGGAACAAGUAUAUGGUCCACCACUGCCUGCCUAUUCUACCUGCGGUGACCUGUACCAGGAUCAGGUCUCCUUUCACCACAGCCCUGCCACGAGCACGGCUCUAGCCUACCCUGGCAAUGACUAUCACUCCACAUCCAAAGCCUCCAUGGAUGGCAGCCUUUUCUCCAUGAUCCCAGACUACAACCUUUUCCAUCAUCAGGGGGACGUCGGGGUGAUGGAGCACAAGCCCUUCCAGAGCAUGGACCCCAUCCGAGUCAACCCACCACCCAUCACACCCCUGGAGACCAUCAGAGCAUUCAAAGACAAGCAACAAAUUCACCCAGGUUUCAUCGGCGGGCAGCAGCACCCUCCCCAGCACCACCCACCACCCCAGACUCUCACCCUCAAACCCAUCCGGCCACGGAAGUACCCCAACCGUCCCAGCAAAACCCCCGUCCACGAACGGCCGCACGCCUGUCCAGCAGAGAACUGUGACAGACGCUUCUCACGCUCAGACGAGCUCACACGUCACCUUCGCAUCCACACAGGUCACAAACCCUUCCAGUGCAGAAUAUGCAUGCGCUCCUUCAGCAGGAGUGACCACCUGACCACGCACAUCCGCACGCACACAGGCGAGAAACCCUUCUCCUGUGAGUUCUGUGGACGCAAGUUUGCCAGGAGUGACGAGCGAAAGAGGCACGCGAAGGUUCACCUGAAACAGAAGGACAAGAAGCCGACUGACAAGAGCAGUGGGGCGCCUGGGAGCCACAGCUCGCCGCCCAGCUCCUGUGGGGGGCCGACAGUGGGAACGUCAUGACCGUCACUACGUGCACUUGGACUGAGCCCUCACCAUGCCCCAUAAAGAGACUAAUGAAGAAGGGAUCACGUCCACUAUGAGAUAAAUAGGUGACUUUUUUCUCUCUCUAUUUUACAUCCCCUGCUCCUUUCAGUUGUAGUCCUUCUAUUUUGAGAUGGAUUCCUUAAGUUUAAUUAAAGCGGAGAAAGGCUGCUACGCCAUUCUCUUUCAAGCAACUCAGAGCCUCAGCUACUGUAACACAGUGCCGUGACAAAGGCACACACUGCCCAAAAGGCCACUGUGUGUUAGGUUUCAGGGGUGGAUACACUUUUGUAAAUUUUGCCGAGAAUUUCUAAAUUGGGAGGAAGCCAGAAUCCAUCACGAGGGUCGAAACAGACAAAAUAAUAAUGGAGCUCAGUGGGAGGUAUGCAUUAAUGAUAUUAGGCUGUUUAAAAGUGCAAUUGGUUAUAUUUGUGUACUGUCAUUGAUACCUUAUUAGUGGCACUUGACUGUCUUUCUGAU